AUGGACCGCAGCAGGUCUCGCAGCAUGUCAAGGUCGCCAAGUCCACGUAGACCGUCAGGAGGCAAGCGAGCACCCUCGCUCUCGCCUAGGUCCUCUCGCUCGAGAUCUCCCACCCCCGUCGCACAGAGCAGGGGUCAUCUACUAGACAGAACGGUCACGCUGUCCAAACUGACGCCUAAUGUCACCGAGGCCCAUCUGAGAGAGAUCUUUGGGGUGUAUGGCAAAAUCCUGUCCAUCGACUUUGCCAUCCCGCGAGGAGGUCGUCCGAGAGGAGAAGCGGAUAUCGUGUAUGAUCACAUGUCAGAGGCAGACAAAGCUAUCGCCUACAUGGAUCAGGGCCAACUCGACGGCGUGACCAUCCGAACAGAAGAGAAGCGCACACCCUCGCCCGAACCAGCUCGACCACCUCCGUAUCGAAGCGAACGAGGCGGUUACAGAGGUGCAUUCGGACGUGAUGGUCCACCACCACGUAGAGGCGCGUUUGGCGCAAGAGGCAACGGCUACGACCGUGGUCAUUCGAACGGGUACAGCUCGAGAGGACGCGGCGGUAGACCAUCGGGUGGAUAUGACAGACGCUCAAGAUCGCCAGACCCUCGUCGCUCGAGAUCUCGUAGUCCCUUGCCUCGACAUCGAGCACGCUCACGCUCGUUCGACUCUCGCUCGCCGCCACCUAGGGACCGCUCGAUCUCGCCGCCUCCGCGCAGAGCUCCUGUUGCUCGUCGUCCCAGUCCUCGUUAUGACGGAGGCCGGUCACCUUGA
Molecule: messenger RNA, 759 nt
Organism: Mixia osmundae IAM 14324
Lineage: Eukaryota; Fungi; Basidiomycota; Mixiomycetes; Mixiales; Mixiaceae
Exons: 3
Coding region: 1-759 (252 amino acids)
Biological process (GO): mRNA splicing, via spliceosome
Cellular component (GO): ASAP complex; cytoplasm; nucleoplasm
Molecular function (GO): RNA binding
Source: RefSeq, a predicted model, not a curated record